GGAAAAGACGGCAUCCCAAUCUUUGCCUCGAGGAACACUUGAGGCGCGACGAGGAACUUUUAGAGGAUGGCACACUACCAAACACAUAUAUGGAUGCAGGAAUGCAGAUAUAUCAUGAAUGGUCGUUUGAAGAAAAGGAUGGAAGCCCUCCUCAUUUGCUCCACUUCUGUGUCUUCGAAGGUCUAGGGUUUGCGGUGGAGGAGAUUCUGAAGACGAACCCCGAGUAUGUCAAUGCUAAGAGUGGAAAUGGUGCCACCGCUCUUCAGGUCGCUGCCCUACAUGGCCAUGCGGAAGUCGUGGUAUUGCUCCUCAACAAGGGAGCAGAUUUGCAUGCAAAGGAUGGGCGACGCGGCACCGCUCUCCAAGCUGCCUCAUUCAACGGUCACGAAGACGUUGUAGAAAUCCUACUUGAUAAGGGGGCGGAUCCGAAUAUCCAGGGCGGAAGACUUGACACCCCUCUUCAGGCCGCUGCAUUGAAUGGUCAUCGAGGUAUUGGGGAACUCCUUUUAGACAGAGGAGCAGAUUGCAACGCGCAAGGAGGUGAAUAUGGAACUGCUCUUCAGGCCGCCUCAUACAAAGGCCACGAUGGCGUCGCAAACAUUCUCAUCGGCAAGGGAGCAGACUUGAAUGCACAAGGCGGGAAAUUUGGUACAGCUCUUGUGGCUGCCGCGGCCUCUGGUCACAAGACCAUUGUACGACUUCUCAUCAAAAAGGGAGCAGAUGCCAAUGCACAGGCCAGCAUACCAUGCAAAACCGCUCUCUGGGUCGCUGCUUUGAACCUCCAUGAAGAAAUUGUACGGAUUCUAUUAGAUGAAGGAGCAGUCGCAAAUUUGUCUUCAAUUGGUGCCGAAAUCCUGGCUCAUUACUGGGAAACCGUUAUUGAAGUGCUUCGCGUCAGAGGUGUCGAAAUCGGUGAAAAGGGAUGGCAAGCAUCAUGGAGAUCGAAAAUGAUCUCCCACCAGACCAUCCUUAUGUUACUCGGCAAGAUGUUCGUUGCGGACACGGUUGCAUAUUUUAGCAACGUUCUUGUCCCAGCUUCUGGAGAAGGUCACCUCGAUAUCGCCCAGGCACUGAUAGAACUAGGUGCGAAGACUAAUGCCACAGACGCACACGGAAUGAGCGCAUUAAGCCUUGCGGCUGCAAACGGACAUGAAAACAUUGUCAAACUACUCCUACACCAUGAAGCAUUAAGUUUCAUCAAAGUCGACUACAAAUGCCACCCCCUCUAUACUGCAUCUUGCGGGAACCAGGUUAAGAUCAUUAAACUGAUGCCUCUGAACGACAUUGGUGCAGACACAGUCUACGAAAGUAUCGUGUCAGCACUUCAGUGCGACUGCUUUGGGGCGGCCGAGGAGCUUCUCAAGCAUUUCAGCCCCCGUUCAACCCGGCGAGUCAAUAUACCACAGAACAUCCUACAAUACGCUCUGCAACAGGCAUGUUGCCACAGAAGCCAUCGUCUGGUGAAAAUGCUGCUGGAGAGUGGAGCAUCUGCAAACGAGGUGGACAAAAACGGAGCCAGCCUCCUUCAAAACCCGUAUAGGAAUUCGAGACCGGUAAUUGCUGACCUCCUUCUUCAACAUAGUGCGAGAGGCAGUACACAAAAAUUCGCCAUUGAUCCUCUCUUUAUCAGGCAGUGCGAACGUUUUUUUCUUUCCUCAGUGGCAGGCGUCGCCGCAGUAUACAAAAGGAGGGAAGACUACCUUGCAUACAACGUAUCUGUCAAGAUUGAGGAGGGAGGAAAAGUGAGUGUACAUGUAUCUUAG
This is a messenger RNA of Colletotrichum scovillei, 1763 nucleotides long. RefSeq lists its product as uncharacterized. The record is from RefSeq and is a predicted model, not a curated record. NCBI's taxonomy places the organism in Eukaryota, Fungi, Ascomycota, Sordariomycetes, Glomerellales, Glomerellaceae. The transcript has a single exon. The coding region runs from base 90 to 1763 and encodes 557 amino acids. Gene Ontology annotation, cellular component: cytoplasm. Gene Ontology annotation, molecular function: protein binding.